GAAAGAAAAAAGAAAUCCCGCCUUCUGCGCGAUGAUUGGCUGGUUGUUCAAGUUGGCUCGGACUGUUAGCCAAUCAGAGCGCUAGAAGGAAGACGUAGUGAAAGGGAAGCGUUCUCGGUUUGCUGUGUAAACACUUGUGGAAGUAUGAGCUUGUUUCUGCCUAAAUUGUCGUGUAAAAAGCAUGUAGAUGAUGUCAUUAAAGCAGUCGCGGAGAAAGUGCUGGUGUUGCGCUUCGGACGAGAUGAAGACUCCGUCUGCAUGCAGUUGGACGAGAUUCUGUCAAAAACCUCCCACGACCUGAGUAACAUGACCUCUAUCUAUCUUGUGGAUGUGGAUAAAGUGCCAGUUUAUACCCGGUACUUUGACAUCAGUUAUAUUCCUUCAACUGUCUUCUUCUUCAAUGGGCAGCACAUGAAGGUUGAUUAUGGGUCUCCAGAUCAUACCAAGUUUGUCGGAUGCUUUAAAACCAAGCAAGACUUCAUUGAUCUCAUUGAGGUGAUCUUUCGUGGUGCCAUGAGAGGAAAAUUGAUUGUGCGAAGUCCUAUCGAUCCACAAAAUAUUCCUAAAUAUGAUCUGCUCUACCAUGGGAUUUAGCUGUGAAUUGUUUCACCGCAAAUUUGGAGGUUGGGUUUGCAAAGUGGGGGAUUAAUUACAAAGGAUAUGAAGACGAAAGCAUGGCUUUGAGGUGUUUGCUUGUAUUUGUAAAGCAAAUGAAUGCCAACAACAAUAUAGUUCUUUCCUAAGGAAAUGCCUUUUAGAUUGGUUUUUGAAAGCAGAUGCUCUCAUUCCUACAUUACUGCUUUUCAUAUGUAUGAAAUGACAUGCUACCAUUUUGCUUUUUUAAAAAAUGAAUUUGCAUUUGUAUACUUGUAAAAACUUCAUUAAAAAGUAAAAUUGA
Molecule: messenger RNA, 898 nt
Organism: Ictalurus punctatus (channel catfish)
Lineage: Eukaryota; Metazoa; Chordata; Actinopteri; Siluriformes; Ictaluridae
Gene: txnl4b
Product: thioredoxin-like 4B
Exons: 3
Coding region: 145-594 (149 amino acids)
Biological process (GO): mRNA splicing, via spliceosome
Cellular component (GO): spliceosomal complex; U4/U6 x U5 tri-snRNP complex; U5 snRNP
Source: RefSeq, a predicted model, not a curated record